AUGAAUCAGCAUGCACAAUACGGGAACACUUACAAUUCAAAUUGGAGGAAUCAUCCUAACUUCUCAUGGGGCGGAAAUCAACAGAAUCAAAAUCAGUAUAGGCCCCAAGGAAAUUUCAAUCAGCCUCAGAAGCCACCCCAACAAACAGAAGAGAGUACGAAUGACUUGUUGAAGUUGUUGCUUGACAAUCAACAGCUCGGGACCGAUUUUAGAAAUCUUGAGAGGCAAAUGGGGCAGUUAGCGGCAAAUCAAAAUACUAGACCUGCUGGAGCUCUCCCGAGUGGCACUGAGCCUAAUCCUAAAUCUCAAGUCAAUGCGGUUACCUUGAGAAAUGGAAGAGAAUUGGAAGAAGUUCUAGAGAAAAAGAAGUAUACAGCUAGACCUGAAGGAGAAUUAGUUCCUAAGCCCGUUGAGGAGAAUAAGAAAGAAAAGCUAGAAAUUGUGACAAGGCCACCACCUCCGUUUCCACAAAGACUUCAAAAGCAAAAAGAUGAUGCUAUAUACAAGAAAUUCUUAGAUAUUUUGAGCCAAGUGCGUGUGAAUUUGCCAUUGGUGGAAAUUUUGCAGGAAGUGCCUAAGUAUGCAAGGUAUCUUGGGGAUAUUGUGGCAAACAAGCAAAGACAUACAGGGUUUGAAACAGAUCCUGGGAGUUUCACAAUUUCGCUGUCUCUCGGAAAACAAGAAGUUGGUAGAGCCCUGUGUGAUUUAGGGGCUAGUAUAAAUUUGAUGCCAUCCUCUUUGUUCAAGCAACUCGGAUUGGGCGUGCUUAAACCUACUACAAUCACUUUGCAGUUGGCUGAUAGAUCACUAGUUAUGCCAGAAGAUGAGGAAGUACCUAUUAUUAUGGGGCGACCAUUGUUAGCUACUGGUGGAGCACUUAUUGAUGUUAGGGAAGGGAAGUUGAAGGUGAGAGUUGGCGAUGAGGAAAUCACUUUUAAUGUGUACAAGGCACUUAAUCUACCUAAGCAUUAUGAGGACUUGUGCAUAAUUACUGCGGUAGAACUGAAGGGGAUAAAGCAAAGUCCUUAUGCGAAUUGUAGUGAUUCGGAUGGGACGGCUGAAUUGGAGGAGGUGGUGUUGCAAGCUGAGUGA
Messenger RNA from Nicotiana attenuata, 1092 nucleotides. RefSeq lists its product as uncharacterized. The transcript has 3 exons. NCBI's taxonomy places the organism in Eukaryota, Viridiplantae, Streptophyta, Magnoliopsida, Solanales, Solanaceae. The coding region runs from base 1 to 1092 and encodes 363 amino acids. The record is from RefSeq and is a predicted model, not a curated record.